GAUUUCCCUGGCUCGGAUGUGGGACCAAUUUUACAUAAGGCAAAGAAAUAUCUUUGCCUGAUGGACUUUCAGGGCCUUGCCUCAUACUCAUACUCACGCCCACAUUCACACGCAACUCUGUGUAACACGACAGCAGUAUACACCGACUCACACAGGCUUAGAAAUACCCGACCAUGAUAUAAUUUUGUCACGUCUGCUGUCUGGCAUAAAUGCACGUACGGAGGAAAAUAAACCAUUUUUUAAACCGCAGUUUCGCUGAAUUUUGCAGCAAGUUUACAGCAAAUCAUAUCAAGUUGUAAUGACGAACUGCAACUAUAAAUGUUUAGCUUACUUGGCAUGUGUUAGCUAACGUGAUUAUUAAAAAUAUGGAAAAUCAAAACCGUCAUCACUCGGUUCAUCAGGGUUACCAAUCUUUUUGGAAAAAAAAUACCCGAGCAGUUCCAGGCAGACCUAGUCCAAAGCAAGAUGCGAGGCAAGGAAAAAUAGGAACGGGGGCAAAUUUUUCAAGUACUUCAGGAAGUACAGUUGUUGGAAUUGCUGGUGGUGGAAGUGCAUCAAGUUCCACGUCUUUCCAAGAUUUCCAAUCAAGUGUCGAUGAUGCUUGGGAUUCGGGAGACGAUGAAUUUUGCACAGUCUCGGACGUCAGAAUAUCUAAACGAGUCAGUAAGUCUGCAGCUCUAAGUGUCAUCAAUAGUCAUAGAUCGGCAGUAACAUGUGCAGAAUCGCAAAAAAAUUUCAAAGACCAUCCUCGAGAAAUGAUCCCGGAAGAAAAGAAAGCAGAAGCUCUACAAAGAUUGGCUGUUCAACCGCUGCAAUUGAGGAAUGCUAAUUUGGGAACUACUGUAUCUCAGAGUCACCAUAAUCCGCCAUGCGCUGAUGAAUUGGGUGUUAAAUCUAGUGUAUCGCCGCAUCAUAGAAAUUCACAGUUUCCAGGAAGACCUCAGCCUCUGCGGCAAACAAAUGCCACUUCUAAAUUUUACAUAGCUUCCAAAGAACAAGAUGGCGAGAGUAAAAUAGAUAAGUUUCAGUCGUUGUUGGAAUCAUCAUUACUUAAUUUGGAUGAAUUGAGACAAUUGUCUUGGUCCGGUGUGCCAGCUAAAUUACGGUCCGUAACAUGGAGGCUUUUGUCCGAAUACCUGCCAGCAAAUUUAGAACGCAGGCAACAGGUUCUGGAACGAAAACGCAUGGAUUACUGGAAUUUAGUAAAGCAGUACUAUGAUGCAGAACGUGAUGAAGGAUUUCAAGACACAUAUCGGCAAAUUCACAUUGAUAUUCCAAGAAUGUCACCACUUAUCUCACUUUUUCAGCAAGCAACUGUGCAAUUGAUUUUUGAGAGAAUUCUUUACAUAUGGGCUAUAAGACAUCCGGCGUCCGGAUACGUGCAAGGCAUGAAUGAUUUGGUGACCCCGUUCUUCCUCGUAUUUCUUCAAGAAGCAGUGCCAAGAUCUGCCUGGCACGAUUUAGAGAAUCACGAUGUCGAAUCUCUGCCGAAAGAUAAGCGCGAAAUAAUAGAAGCCGAUAGUUUUUGGUGCUUAUCAAAAUUUUUAGAUGGCAUUCAGGACAAUUACAUCUUUGCUCAAUUAGGAAUCCAGCACAAAGUUAAUCAACUAAAAGAGCUAAUACAGAGAAUUGAUGCACCCUUGCAUCAACAUCUUCACCAGCAUGGAGUAGAUUAUUUACAAUUUUCGUUUCGCUGGAUGAAUAAUCUUUUAACGAGGGAAAUUCCUUUGCACUGUACUAUUCGUCUCUGGGAUACUUAUCUAGCCGAAUCUGAUCGAUUUGCGUCUUUCCAACUUUACGUUUGUGCGGCUUUCCUUCUACGCUGGAGGCGUCAUCUCCUUCUUCAACCAGACUUUCAAGGGCUGAUGUUGAUGCUACAAAACCUGCCAACACAAAAUUGGACGGAUUCUGAAAUCGGAAUUUUAGUUGCAGAAGCCUAUAAAUUAAAGUUUACAUUCGCUGACGCUCCCAAUCAUUUACAGGGAAACGAUUCCAGGUGACCAUAUUUCUUUGCGAUUAGUUGACUGUUGUCACUUUAAUUUUGUGGUCACAACUAUUUAUGAGCCAACAGUUUUUUUACGUCUAUCUCUUUCGUAUGGCCAAAAUAUGAUUUUCGAGAAUCUACGCAAGUUGUCGGGAUCAAAAUUGGCCGAUUCAACUUUCCAGUUGGGGCUAAUGCUUUCAUGUUUCAUGUUCCCUCUUUUUAGAUCAUUGUGAAUUUUAGUUUUGACUCAAAAUUUUUAUUAAUGAAAGCUAAUUUCCUGAGUGAUUAAUUAAUUAUGUAAUUAAUUUGCCAAGCAAAAAUAUGCGCUUCGUAGUCGCAAGAUUUCGCGUUCGAUUCUUGCUGUCUGCAAUUUUUUGUCAUUCAUUGAAAUGAUUUUUAAUAUAAUUCGUUUCGAUAAUCUUUAAAAAAAUAUGCAAUGAAUCCAUUUUUAUUGCUAUUUUUCACGGAAAAGGUAACAUUUAUAUAAAAUAUAUUUAUUUUCGAAAAAUAUGAUAAAGUUUUAAAAACUAAGUUUUUUAGUGAAAAAAAAGGAUUACAAGAUAGUUAUUUGCAUAGUUUUUUAAGAGAGAAGAAAGAAAGUUUGUUACAUAAGAUAUUUUGUUAAAAAUUCAACAGUUUUG
This is a messenger RNA of Belonocnema kinseyi, 2625 nucleotides long. It is a transcript of the gene Tbc1d22, whose product is annotated as TBC1 domain family member 22B-like. The coding region runs from base 366 to 2000 and encodes 544 amino acids. Gene Ontology annotation, molecular function: GTPase activator activity. The transcript is spliced from 8 exons. The record is from RefSeq and is a predicted model, not a curated record. Gene Ontology annotation, biological process: activation of GTPase activity. Lineage: Eukaryota; Metazoa; Arthropoda; Insecta; Hymenoptera; Cynipidae.